CCCUCCAUCGCUCCUCACCACAUUAUCGAUUGGGAAGCAGCCGUCGACAAACCCUCAACUUCCCAUUCUGCCCCUCCUCCUCCUCCCCCAAUUCACAAACCAUCGUUUCCUUCAACGCCUCAGCCGGAGCCUCGAGAUUCCGGCCAUGGGAGAGCGCCCCGUGUUCAAUUGACGCCGAAAAAGCCCAACUUGGCUUUACCCAGUUAAUUUUCCGGGGCGUGACUAUCAACCAGACUCGGGAAGACGCUUAUCGCUGCAUUUGUUAUGUAUAACUACUUCAGAUGGUUUCCUGAUGAAACAAAAGAUCCACAGAACUCGAGGGUCAUGAUUUUCUCAAUCUUCAAGGUUAGUGUCAGGGCGAUAAUAAAUGCAUUGGCAAACAUCGGCAAUUUAGUUAGAGCUACUGAGUUUAUUGGUCAAAGUUCAGGGAAAAUACUUAAAGGCCAGUCACAAAUAGUUCACCAAGCUGUGUUGGAAGUACCUAUGCUUCUUUUGCCUGCCUUUUCCAAGCACCUUGCUUCGGCUAACUCAAAAUCUACCUCAGAAAUUUUGUGCUGGUGGAUACAGUGUUAUUGUUGCCACAUCAAUUGGUGAAGAUGGUUUGGAUAUCAUGGAUACAGUGUUAUAUGCUUCAAUGCAAAUGUUUCACCAUUGAGGGUGAUUCAACGGAUGGGAAGAACCGGAAGGAAGCAUGAUGGAUGAGUUGAUAUCCUUUUCUUGAGUAAUGAAUUUAUGUAAUCUGCAUCAACGCAUGUCUUCUUUGUUCUCCCACUCUCACCAAAUUCGUAUAUAUAUUUUUCUUUAUUCCCCUACAUUCCCUGUUCAAUGCAUCAUGUAAUAAAUCCUUGACAAGGGCUACUAGUUUUAGCCUGUGAAGGAGCGAGUUGAAAUGUCAAUCGGAGGCUAACAAAUAGCAAGAAUGUGAGCAAACACAUGCGAAAUGGGGGAACAAAUAAUUCUUGGGAUUUUCAUUCUAGCCCGAGGAUGUUUGGAUUUUCUAAGGAAGACUGCAUCAUUUUAUUUAGUAACACUGUACUGUUACCUUUCAGACCUAUUGAUUGUCUCGUUUUUCUUGGGAUUUUCCAAGAAUCCAAUAUGUUGAGUUUUCAAUUGAACAAUUCGUUGGUCCUGGAAAGAAAGUCAAAGAUGAUACAUCAAUUCAGACACCUGUAACUAUAGAGAAGUUAACUGUUGCUGUAACUAUAGAGAAGUUAACUGUUGCUGUAACUAACUGUAGUAAACUCGAGAUCGACUUUCAGGUGGAAACUGUUGAUCAUCUUUUUAAGAACUGUUCUUUUGCCUCCCAGGUUUGG
Messenger RNA from Fragaria vesca subsp. vesca, 1313 nucleotides. RefSeq lists its product as uncharacterized. Gene Ontology annotation, biological process: replication fork reversal; double-strand break repair via synthesis-dependent strand annealing; interstrand cross-link repair. Gene Ontology annotation, molecular function: four-way junction helicase activity; four-way junction DNA binding; 3'-5' DNA helicase activity. The record is from RefSeq and is a predicted model, not a curated record. The coding region runs from base 265 to 594 and encodes 109 amino acids. The transcript is spliced from 5 exons. NCBI's taxonomy places the organism in Eukaryota, Viridiplantae, Streptophyta, Magnoliopsida, Rosales, Rosaceae.